This is a messenger RNA of Pezoporus occidentalis (night parrot), 696 nucleotides long. It is a transcript of the gene SF3B5, whose product is annotated as splicing factor 3b subunit 5. Gene Ontology annotation, biological process: mRNA splicing, via spliceosome. Bases 67 to 327 code for a protein of 86 amino acids. Gene Ontology annotation, cellular component: U2 snRNP; precatalytic spliceosome. The transcript has a single exon. NCBI's taxonomy places the organism in Eukaryota, Metazoa, Chordata, Aves, Psittaciformes, Psittacidae. The record is from RefSeq and is a predicted model, not a curated record.
CCUGGGCGCCACUUCCGCUCGCCAUUUCGCGCCGCGCCUCUCUUCAGCGCCUGUGUGGCCGCCGCCAUGACGGACCGGUACACUAUCCACAGCCAGCUGGAGCACCUGCAGUCCAAGUACAUCGGGACAGGCCACGCCGACACCACCAAGUGGGAGUGGCUGGUAAACCAGCACAGGGACUCGUACUGCUCCUACAUGGGACACUUCGACCUGCUCAACUACUUCGCCAUCGCCGAGAACGAGAGCAAGGCGCGCGUCCGCUUCAACCUCAUGGAGAAGAUGCUGCAGCCCUGCGGGCCGCCCGCCGACAAACCCGACGAGUCUUAGCCCGCCCCCGGCCGCCUCCCGGCUCCAGCCCCUGGGCGCUGUGCCUUAGGGGCGGGUGGGCCGGAGCGAGCGGCGGCAUCGGGGCUCCGCUGAGCUCGCCUGCCCGCCUCUGAGACCGAGCCCUGCAACGCGAGGCUGCCGUUACGCGCGCGGGAAGGACCAAGGAGCCGCACCAGGGAGCAGAGGGAGCUCUGGCGACUGUGGCCCUCAGGCCUCGUGGUCCCUCUGCUCCAGUUGGUGUGGUCUCAGAGGACUCUGACGGGAGAGGCCUCGCAAAACGCCGGCUUCUGGACAGUUUCAGCUCUUACAUGUACUAUUGUUCGGAUCUUUUAAGAAUGGAAAAUAAUAAAUCUUACUGGGCAUUUCUAA